AUGCCUGACAACAUCAGGGGGGAUGUCCUCCCAGAUCUGAAGCAGUGCAUCACUGAGCUCCUGGACAACCUGAGGUGUAACCUGGUGACGCUGGAAGGACCAAACAUGCUAUUGGAUUUAGGUCACUCACAGAAGCUCAGUCUGUCUCAGUCAUUAAUAGCAGUAGCUGGUGAUGACAUUGUUUUGCCAUGCCAGCUGGAGCCCCCUGUGGAUGCUGCUCAGAUGACAAUCGAGUGGGGGAAACCUGACCUGAACCCCAGAUUCGUGUUUGUGUGGCACAAUGAACAGGAGCUUCAGACCGACCAGAACACAGCCUACAAGGGACGAGUGUCACUGUCCAUCGACAAGCUAAAGCACGGAGACGUUUCACUGAAGCUGUCCAAAGUUAAAAUCUCUGAUAGUGGACGAUACAGAUGCUACAUUCCAAAAAAGACUAAAGAAUAUUUUGUUGAUCUUCUUGUUGGUGCUUCCUCUCAGCCUGGUGCCAACUUAGCAGGACUCAGUAAAUCGAGCAGUCGAGUGAUGCUGGACUGUGAGUCUGCAGGCUGGUAUCCAGAGCCUGAGCUGCUGUGGUUGGAUGCUGAGGGAAACCUCCUCCCUGCUGGACCUACAGAGACCCUCAGAGGUCCUGAUGACCUCUAUACUGUCAGCAGCAGAGUGACUGUGGAGAAGAGACACAGCAACAACAUCACCUGCAGAGUCCAACAGAAGAACAUCAACCAGAGCAGAGAGACACACAUACAUGUUCCAGGUGAUUUCUUCAUGGUUCCAUCAAACUGUGUCGUUUCUGUCACCUUUAGUGUGGUUCUGUCCAUCGUCUUUGUGCUUGGAGCUGCCAUUUUUAUGUGGCAAUGGAGACAAAAUGAAAACCAGGCAAAGAUAAAAGAGAGCAGCACAGAACGUCAGUCUUUGCUGAAAGAUCUGGACAACACAAAGGGACGCCUCGAUGAGGUGAUCAAAGUGUUUCAAAAAACCCAGGAGCAUACAGCACAGACGAUUCAGGUUCUGAAGGAUAUUUUGAUGAAAAUUGAGUCACAGAAACAACAAUUUAUCAGCCAAACAGAGAAGACAGAAAGAGUGGCUGAGGAGAAUGAGAAGAAGUUUGAGAAGGUGAAUAGGAGUCCCAGAUAUUUAACCCUUGGUGGGAUCAACACCUUAGAGGUGAUCCUGAGAGUCACUGAACCACCCUUAGAUCAUGUGAGCAGUCAGGAUGACAUUAACCGAGCUGUGAAUCAGAGAUGA
Molecule: messenger RNA, 1242 nt
Organism: Archocentrus centrarchus (flier cichlid)
Lineage: Eukaryota; Metazoa; Chordata; Actinopteri; Cichliformes; Cichlidae
Product: butyrophilin subfamily 1 member A1-like
Exons: 6
Coding region: 1-1242 (413 amino acids)
Biological process (GO): T cell receptor signaling pathway; regulation of cytokine production
Cellular component (GO): external side of plasma membrane
Molecular function (GO): signaling receptor binding
Source: RefSeq, a predicted model, not a curated record